Fusarium keratoplasticum is the source of this 816-nucleotide messenger RNA. RefSeq lists its product as uncharacterized. NCBI's taxonomy places the organism in Eukaryota, Fungi, Ascomycota, Sordariomycetes, Hypocreales, Nectriaceae. The transcript has a single exon. Bases 1 to 816 code for a protein of 271 amino acids. The record is from RefSeq and is a predicted model, not a curated record.
AUGCGCAUCACCACUCUGGCUUCUGGCCUAUCCAUCUUGGUGGCCAGCGCCUCUGGCCACAUGCAAAUGUCCAACCCCCCUCCCCUGAGGUCCGAGUUCAACCCAUACACCACCGGCCGCAACAUUGACUACAGCAUGACCAACCCUCUCCGCAAGGAUGGCUCCGACUUUCCUUGCAAGGGAUACCAUCUUCAGCUAUCCACACCCUUGGGAGAGCCUGUGAUCAAGAUGAAUGGUGGCAAGUCAUACAGGAUGAGCUUCACCGGCGGGGCUUCUCAAGGUGGUUCAUGUCAGGUUUCGUUGUCUGUGGAUGGGGGAAAUACCUUUUAUGUCCUUCACAGCUACAUCGGUAACUGCCCUGCCACAACUGGCAACAACACUCUCCCCUUCCGAGUUCCCGCCGACGUUCCCUUAACGGAACGCGCGCUCUUUGCAUGGACGUGGUUCAACAAGCUCGGCAACCGCGAGAUGUACAUGAACUGCGCCUCUGUGACGACCCUACACAGCGGAAUAGACGAGAUUGGUUUCUUCGACCGACCGCGUAUGUUUGUCGCGAAUAUCGGGAACGGGUGUACGACGGAGGAAUCAGAGGAUGUGAGGUUUCCGGAUCCCGGGCCUGAGUUGACCAUCAAGAAUCUCGCAGCCGCGCCGCCCAUCGGCUUGUGUGACCCUUCCAAGAUAAGAGCGCCAGAGAGGAAGGAGCCGGAGGGCAAGGAGGAGAGUUGUGCUGGGCCGGUGAAUAGGACGAGGGAGAAGACGGGGGAGCAUUCUGUUACUCUUAUUCCGGGAAGUUUCAUCAUCGGGGAGGUGGAUUGA